UGUGCUAAUCUUCAAAUGGUAGUCGGAAGAUGUGCUAAUGGAGUUCCACCAACUUUUCCCAUGGAUGAAGAGCUAAUAUGGCUUUGUUUGGUCAAUCACCUACAAAGAUUGGGGUUAGCUGACCAUUUUACACGUGAAAUUGAAGACAAUUUGGCCAUGAUUUACUGGAAUUACAAAACUCGAGAGUCACCAGAAAAGUCAGGCAAUAAUGCAGAUGUGGCAAUCCAGUUGCACAAAGAUUCUUUAGCAUUUCGACUACUCCGCAUGCAUGGUUAUACCGUAUCGCCUGGUCGAUUAUGUUGGUUCAUGAACAAUGAGAAAGUUCGAGCUCAUAUCGAAGAAAAUCACGAAUACUUGUCAAUCUCCAUGCUCAAUGUUUAUAGAGCCACAGAUCUUAAGUUUCCAGGAGAAGAUAAGCUCGAGGAGGCGAGAUCCUUUUCUAGGAAAGUGUUGGAGAAAAUUGCGUUGAAAGAUACUAGCUUUGGAUGUACCGGGCUGAAGAAAAUGAUGGAGCAUGAACUGAGAUUUCCAUGGAUCGCUCGACUGGAUCGUCUGGACCAUAGAGCAUGGAUCGAGGACAGCAAUAAUACCAUUUUGUGGGUAGGCAAGACCUCCUCCCACAGAUUGUCAACCCUGUUAAAUAAGAAGCUAUUGCAACUUGCUGUGGCGGAGUAUGAGUUUAGACAGUCAACAUACAGGAAUGAGUUGGAGGAAGUUACACGGUGGUCCAAGAGCAGGGGUAUGAGCGACAUGGGAUUUGGCCGAGAAAGAACUACGUACUGUUACUUUGCCAUUGCUUCCAGCAUCCCAUUGCCGUAUGACUCUGAAGUUAGGAUGAUAAUCACAAAAAGUGCCGUUGUGAUAACCAUUGCCGACGAUUUUUAUGAUACGGAAGCUUCUUUCGAUGAAUUGAACAGCCUCACCGAUGCAAUCGCAAGAUGGGAUGCUAAGGGAUUGAGUGGUCACAGUAAGACCAUCUUUAAUGCCCUUGAUGAUCUCGUCACUGAAAUUGUAGCUAAAGUUCUGCAUCAGAAUGGAAUUGAUAUCACAUUUUUUCUUCAGCAGACAUGGUAUGAAACGUUUAAUUCAUGGCUUGUGGAGGCGGGGGCAAAGUGGAGCAUGGGUGGAUUUGUUCCAUCAACAGAAGAAUACCUUGGAACUGGAAUGGUAUCCAUUGCUCUACAUACCCUUGUUCUUCCAGCUUCGUAUCUGUUGAAUCCAAGCCUAACAGACUGCAAAGUUAGGGCAGGGGAAUACCAGCCUGUUACCAAAUUGUCAAUGCUUAUACCUCGUUUACUCAACGAUAUACAGAGCUAUCAGAAAGAACAAGAAGAAGGGAAAAUGAACUAUGUUUUACUGUAUAUGAGAGAGAACCCCGGAGCAGACAUCGAAGAUUCGACUGCCUAUGUUCGAGAAAUACUUGACAACAAGUGGGGAGAGUUUCUCCAACAUGUUCUGAUGGAUGAUAGAUUGGGAGAAUUGCCAAAAGCAUCCAAGUUUCUCCACUUAUCAUGCGUCAAGGUGUUCCAGAUGUUCUUCCAUUCGAGCAACAGAUAUGAUUCCAACAUGGAUAUGCUUCAAGACAUCCAAAAGGCAAUAUAUAUCCCUCUAGAUAUUGGAUAGAUUGAGCUACCUACCUCUUCAUUUGCCUACUAUGUCUAUAUGUUAUGUAAG
This is a messenger RNA of Hibiscus syriacus, 1674 nucleotides long. RefSeq names its product (E,E)-geranyllinalool synthase-like. The record is from RefSeq and is a predicted model, not a curated record. The transcript is spliced from 11 exons. NCBI's taxonomy places the organism in Eukaryota, Viridiplantae, Streptophyta, Magnoliopsida, Malvales, Malvaceae. Gene Ontology annotation, molecular function: magnesium ion binding; terpene synthase activity. Gene Ontology annotation, biological process: diterpenoid biosynthetic process. The coding region runs from base 16 to 1623 and encodes 535 amino acids.